Molecule: messenger RNA, 840 nt
Organism: Cryphonectria parasitica EP155
Lineage: Eukaryota; Fungi; Ascomycota; Sordariomycetes; Diaporthales; Cryphonectriaceae
Product: aquaporin-like protein
Exons: 3
Coding region: 1-840 (279 amino acids)
Biological process (GO): transmembrane transport
Cellular component (GO): plasma membrane
Molecular function (GO): water channel activity
Source: RefSeq, a predicted model, not a curated record
AUGGAUACGUUCAAGAACAACCUGCAGCGGUGGUCUUCGGACCGCUAUGUGGAAGGAGGGCACAUCAGCUCGCUCCAGAGCCACCUGAUAGCCGCGUCCGGCGAGUUCGUCGGCACCUUCUUCUUUCUUUGGAUGGCAUACUCCGGGCAGAUGAUGGUCCUGAACCAGGCGCCGGGGACAGCGUUAUCAGGAGGAGCUAGCAGUGAGACCGUCGUUUUCAUCGCGAUCGUUUACGGAUUCUCGCUGCUCGUGAAUGCAUGGGCAUUCUACAGGAUCUCAGGAGGUCUCUUCAACCCAGCGGUGGCGCUUGGCAUGAGCCUCGCUGGCCAGCACCCGUGGCUUCGGACCUGCUUCCUCAUACCUGCGCAGCUGCUCGCUUCCAUGGUCGCCGGCGGGCUGGUGAGCGUAAUGUUCAGCUUGACGACUACCAUAGGAGAUGUCAACACCGUCUUGGCGUCGAGCACAUCCACUGCCCAGGGCCUCUUCAUCGAAAUGUUCCUGACCGCGGAGCUGGUGUUUGUCAUUCUGAUGCUUGCGGUAGAGAAGUCCAAGGACACCUUUAUGGCUCCCAUCGGCAUUGGUUUAACCUUGUUCGUGGCGGAGCUGAGCGGCGUCUAUUUCACGGGCGGCUCACUCAACCCAGCACGGAGUUUCGGGUGUGCUGUCGCCGCCAGGAGCUUCCCCGGCUAUCACUGGAUCUACUGGUUAGGGCCAGCCAUGGGAGGUGCGCUGGCAGCGUUUUACUAUCGUUUCGUCAAGUGGGCACACUACGAGGAGGUCAACCCAGGCCAAGAUAGCGCUGGAACCGAUAUCGACGCCCCCAACGAUCCAGAAGCAUAG